Molecule: messenger RNA, 1059 nt
Organism: Populus trichocarpa (black cottonwood)
Lineage: Eukaryota; Viridiplantae; Streptophyta; Magnoliopsida; Malpighiales; Salicaceae
Exons: 6
Coding region: 108-920 (270 amino acids)
Molecular function (GO): phosphoprotein phosphatase activity
Source: RefSeq, a predicted model, not a curated record
AAGCACCCCAACCACAAGCACCCCAACCACAAGCACCCCACUACAACAUCAUCCUAAUCCUAAUCUCAAUCUUGUAAAUCAUCACAACUCACCACAUUAAGGUUAAGAUGGCUGAAGGAAAGAGCACAGACAGUAGCCUGAAGCUCAAGUCAGUUAUCAACGAUGAUGACAGUAAGGACAAUGAAGAAGAUAAGGGAGAUUUGCCUGAUGAUCUUUCACUGGAAAAAAUAAGCCUUAAAGUUCCGAAAAAGAAACUCCUCAUCCUUUGCCUUGGCGGGCUACUAUGUCACAGGGUCUGCAUUAGACGCGGUUCCGGUAACGUUCAGACAAACCGCCGUCCUGAUGCCUCGUAUGGAAGCUUUAAAGUUUACAAGAGGCCAUUCUGCGAUGAUUUUGUGAAAUUCUGCUUCGAAAGAUUCGAGGUUGGAAUCUGGUCUUCUGCUAGAGAAUGGUACAUGAAUGAUGCUCUUGAUGGUGUUAUGAGAGGUUUCAGGUCCAAGCUGUUAUUUGCUUGGGACCAAGACAGAUGUACUGAUUCAGGGUUCAAAACCUUGGAGAACAAGAAGAAGCCCAUCUUUCUUAAGCAAUUUAAGCAGCUCUCUGCUCUUUCAUGGUGCAAGGGGCAAGAUACUUCCUUGAACACUUUGCUGAUUGAUAAUGACCCCUACAAGUCUCUUCUAAAUCCUUCCCACACCGCGAUUUUUCCUGACGAAUACACGGUGGACUGUGCUACUGAUUCUGCUUUAGGUCCUGAGGGUGAUCUUCGGGUCUUCUUGGAAGGCCUGGCUGAUGCUAAAGAUGUUCCAUCCUAUGUGAAGGACCAUCCUUUUGGGAAUCCUGCAAUCACUCCCUUGCACCCUGACUGGGAUUUUUACUCCAAGAUUGUUCGACGCCAUAGCAAGGAACCGAUCGUGAACUAGCAAGGAUAAUUUUCAAAGAAUAACAAUGGAGAUGUUUUUAUAUUUUAUAUAUGCUGUUGCUUAUUUUUAUGUUGUUUGGUGUUGAACAAACCUACAGUAAUUCUGUUGCCUUAAUCCAUAUGUUUCAUAUUUUGUUAAA